UCUACAUCUCGACCUCACGCUCGGACAUCGAACGAUUCUGUGGAUGUGACCAUAUCUGUCCGUACACUAUUUACCCUCCAAGCUCCCAGACUCCAGUAUCUCGUGGGGAGAGGUACAAAUUUUCCCGUAAACAGCACGGUCACUCCGAGUGAAGUAGUUCAACCCCGGCGGUCAACAAAGUCUCAAACCCAGCGCUCAAUGGAGAAAGGUACGGAUGCUACGCCAGAGGAGACACAUUCACUCCUACUAGAGCGGUUUCGAAUUUUCGGCCCAGAAGAUCUUGAAUUUCGGCGUCUCGUGGAGGAAGGCGCGGGGUUUUCGCGAAAGGAAGCACACUCGCUCCUGGUGCACUAUUUCGAAAUGUCCGGCCCGGAAGAGCCUAGAUUUCAAUACCUCGCGGGGAUGGGUAUAGGUUUUACGUCAGCGGAGGCGCACUCACUCCUAGUGAACUUUUUCCGAAGUCUGGGUCCGGAAGAUCUCAGAUUUCGACAUCUUGCGGAGAAAGGUGUAGACUUUACGCCAGGGGAGCACUAUGCGUUAUCACUGUACUUUCUUCUAAAAGGAGGACCGGGAAGUGUCAGGUUUCAAUACCUUGCUGGCCGAUUUAAUCACGACAAGCCGCUCCUCAUACAACACCUCGAUCCGAAUCUCAACUAUAGUGCCACUCGGAAAGAUAUUUUACAGCAUAUCAAGAAGCGAUCUCCAGUAUUUGUCAUCGAACGAGGGGACGGCCCUCGCUUCCUCGGAUCCCAAGCUUUAUUUCAGGUUCAGUCCGAGCAUUUCCGCCUCCUACUCUCCCCGAAGUUUGGAUUCAAACGCAAGGUCCUUGACCCCGCCGACAACGAUUUCCCCGGCUGUGACCCGGACCUGAUGGCUGCUAUGAAAUGCAUGAAAGAAUCAAAUAUCGAUGUCCCCGUCUUCAGCGACCUAGAUUAUGACGACUUCACAAACACCCUUGUCCUCAACUUUUGCCAAGGUGUCUCGGAUCACUUCAGUUUCGUUGAACCGGCAGGGAAAACUCGGUUGGAUUGUUUGUUGACCAUUCUCAAAGCAUCUAGCGUUUACAGCAUCUUUCUCCUUCAUCAGGGCGUCCAGGAUGAAAUCAUCUUAGAACUCUCAAGACUCGAGCGUCAGGGAGAUAUUUCCGAGUUAGUGGAGAUGAUUAAAGAGGAUGCGCCGCCUGAUGCGAAUAUUCUACAUCGAUGGGUUCAAGGCAUUGCUUAGGAGCUUAGUAUAGGGUAAUCUGGCAGUACCUUUAAUACUUCAGCCACUGAGUUAAAGGCUUAACCGUAGUGUGUUGGGCUUAGUCUCCUUUGGGAUUUUGUAUAGCUUACGUACUUCGGGUCCUUUUAACUUGAGAUUCGCGGUGCCAGUGG
Cladophialophora immunda is the source of this 1376-nucleotide messenger RNA. RefSeq lists its product as uncharacterized. The record is from RefSeq and is a predicted model, not a curated record. The coding region runs from base 199 to 1224 and encodes 341 amino acids. The transcript has a single exon. Lineage: Eukaryota; Fungi; Ascomycota; Eurotiomycetes; Chaetothyriales; Herpotrichiellaceae.